AUGGGUCGGAAGAAGACCAAGAAGCAAACUUUAAAAAGUCCCGAUGAGGAUUCAGUCGACAUCUUAGUACAAAUAUUAGAAGAUGCUGGUAUUUUCCAGAAAAACGGUGCAGAAGAGGGUUCCUGGGAGACCUGUUCCAAGUCCAUCGAAACCCUUGCUAUAAAACUGGAAAAAUACCGGUCAAACAAUCGUAAUUCUGAUGCUAUCGGCGAGUCUGCGGUCAUGAUGGUCUUGGAUAUUGAAGAAGCGACACGAAUGGUCCGCCAAGAUGCGAAAACUCUAGAGAUCGAGAUCGAAGCACUGGAUUCGGGACUGCAGUUGUGUCGAGAUCUUGAGUUGUCUAGCCGACAGCUCUGUACGUUGGCAAAAUCACUUAACGGGGCAAUAUCCAGGCAGAAAUGGACGGCACAAGACACACUUUAUGAUUUAAUACAAACACUGGACAAUCUCUACAGUAAAACAGAGGAUCAAUCUUCGACGAAAAGUACCUUGACAAAUAGUGCUUCUCUUUUUCGCAAACGUUGCAUUGAGGCAAGACAUUCGCCAUGGAGAGAGGCGUUGUCAGUGUUGCAAGAUGAUUAUGAAUCUAAUGUGAUUGCUCCAGAAGUAUUGGAGGAAGUUAUUGCUUUUGGAUUUGAGCCGAAGCACAAUAAAUUGCAGCUGGACGACAAGCAGCUAUCUUCCGUGAUUACUCACACCACCAUAUUUGAUGCAGUACAAGCAUUUGCAUCUGGAACGGGCAUUUCACAUGCAUCCUUUACUUCGGUCCUAUUGCUUGGCCCAGAAGGUAGCGGAAAAACUCAAUGUUGCGAUGAAAUCGAGAGGAUGGUCAAGUCAAUGAUAAAUGUUAUUCGACCAACCUUGCCGUAUGAUAUUAUGGGGAAAACUAUUGGUGCGACGGAAGAUAUCCUUGUUUCCAUCCUUUUAGGGUCUCCAGAGCCAUCGAUAAUCAUCCUCGAUGAUAUCGACAAAAUUCUUGGAUCAAACUACUUUUCUUCCGCCACUCCAACUGGUGGUCCUAGUGGUGAUGCCACAAGCGGACAACAGGUAGAGCCCCAUGUCACAACAAGAUUGCGCUCCUUAUUUCUUUCAUUACUGGAUAGGCUGAAAAUGGCAAGUGGUAGUUCCAAUCAAACCUUGCUGAUUUGCACGUCGGUUGUGGAUUUGGGCAAGUCAGUUGGUAGAUUUGACAAGACAUACCACCUUUCGAUUCCCGACGAACAAGUGCGACAGGCUAUAAUAUUCCGUUGCAUUGGAACACUGAAAGGCUUAAGAAGUGCAAAUUCCGCUCUUCAUACGGUACGGGAUACUGAAAGACUCUUCGAUAAUAUCGUUGAAUGUACAGCCGGGUUAUCAUAUGCUGAGUUAGCACAAAAUUGCCGCCAAGCAAUGCUUGCAAGUUGCAAACAGUACGAGAGCUCCCAACAGACAACCAGUCCUGAGGUAUUGUUUCUAGUCACCUUGAGAGAGCAGGUACAAAUGUCAACCCCGAAUUCCCUUCGCAGUGGAUUCAAUGCGGACUCUUUGGACAUGAGGGUGAUGUCGGGAAAAGAUCUACUGGAAAUGUCAAAGAAUGGUCAACAUCAAAGCAAUUCAUUUCCAUUUCCAUUGUUUGGCAAAAGCGCUGGAGAAGCAUGGGAGAAUAUUCGGAGAACAGUUGUGGUACCAAUCUGUCAGGCAAUGGCACUCAAGAACUUGAUAUAUCAUACUGGGGGGCAAGGGGGCAGGAUAUUUUCAGGCGGCGUGCUUCUGACGGGUAAGCCUGGCUGUGGUAAAUCUGCUUUGGCCUAUCAUGCUGCCAUGGUGGCUUCCAAUUUGAACCCAGCUGUUAAGCUGGUCGACGUUAGUUGUACUUCACUCAUAUCCAAAGAAGUAGGGAGCUCAGAGCGCUCCGUCCAUCGACUGUUUGAAGCGGCGAGGGCAGCUGCACCAUGCAUUCUACUAAUGGACGGGAUUGAAAACGUUGCUGCUGUUCGAGGCAAUGACAACACGACGGAAGGAACCAUGGAUCGUGUCCUUUCUACCCUUCUUGUAGAACUGGAUGGUGUUAACGGCGAAAAAUCUUCCGAAGACAAUGGCGCCGGUUUUGCUGUCAUUGGCAUCACGCAUAACUCGAAGUGGAUCGAUCCUGCUCUGCUACGUCCCGGAAGGCUUGGGCACAUCAUCGAAUUGGGGUACCCCGAAUAUGAGGCGAGAAAGGAGAUUGUUCUGCGUGAGUUCAAGGGUGCCGAAUGUGUCGACGAUAGCUCGGAAUAUGGUUUCAAGGAUGUAAAGAGUCUCUCAGACUUCAUUGCAUCGAAAACAGAGGGAUUCAGUGGCGCAAUCAUCAUUGCGGUCUGUAAUGAAGCAAAGAUGUUGUCGUCGAGAGCGCUGACUAAGGAGUCAACACAUAUGGAGCUGAGACCGCAGCACAUCUUAUCGGCUAUAGAAGCUAGAACAGGCGCUAUACCGUAA
This is a messenger RNA of Cylindrotheca closterium, 2454 nucleotides long. The record is from the annotation of a GenBank genome assembly. NCBI's taxonomy places the organism in Eukaryota, Bacillariophyta, Bacillariophyceae, Bacillariales, Bacillariaceae.